Molecule: messenger RNA, 4672 nt
Organism: Bombus pyrosoma
Lineage: Eukaryota; Metazoa; Arthropoda; Insecta; Hymenoptera; Apidae
Gene: Uba1
Product: ubiquitin-like modifier-activating enzyme 1
Exons: 2
Coding region: 301-3453 (1050 amino acids)
Biological process (GO): protein sumoylation
Cellular component (GO): SUMO activating enzyme complex; cytoplasm
Molecular function (GO): SUMO activating enzyme activity
Source: RefSeq, a predicted model, not a curated record
AUCGACAUCUCGAUUGCUGCUGGUGCAACUGCGAGAGUAGCAACAGAGCGGAUGAAAGAACGAGAAUCAUUGUUGGAUGAACAGUGGUAUCGCGGUAGACUUUGGGUACAGCUUUGAAAGGGUAAACUGUAAGUGAGGAAGAACGGACGAAGAGAGGCGCGUCGAGAGAGAAAGAGAAAGCGGGCGCGUGUGGCAAGGUCGGUGUGUGGUGCGUGCGGUGCAGUUACGGGCUUUAUUAAAGUGCAGUCGGCCGGGUUGAAAAACAAUCGACGGACAUAAUACGGCGCCCCGUGAAGUCCGAUGUCUAGUGCUGAGGUGGUGGAGAGUUCCGUUGACCCCCCAGCUAAGAAGCGACGCGUUGCUGCCACCACGGGAGGAGGCGACGACGAUCCGACGACGACCGCAGACAUGGCGAAAAAUGGCUCGACGUCCCGGGCUACCACCGAAAUUGACGAGGGUCUAUACUCCAGGCAGCUCUACGUCCUCGGCCAUGACGCUAUGCGUCGCAUGGCAUCCUCGAAUGUCUUGAUAUCCGGUCUUGGCGGACUCGGCGUUGAAAUCGCCAAGAACGUCAUCCUCGGCGGCGUCAAGUCCGUUACCUUGCACGAUGACGCAUUGUGCCAGAUUUCAGACCUCGGCUCACAGUUCUAUCUUACCGAGGCGGACGUAGGUAAAAACCGUGCUAUUGCUUGCUGUCAACGCUUGUCUGAGCUGAACAAUUAUGUCCCUACAUGUCACUACUCCGGGCCUUUAACAGAUUCCUUUAUUAAGAAGUUCAAGGUUGUGGUUUUGACUGAAACUCCAUUGAAUGAACAAUUACGUAUCUGUGAAAUUACUCACGCAAAUGAUAUAGCACUUAUUAUAGCAGAUACCAGAGGCCUAUUUUCUCAAGUCUUUUGUGAUUUUGGAGAAAAAUUUACGGUAGUUGAUGUCAAUGGUGAACCACCUGUAAGUUCAAUGGUUGCCAGUAUUUCGCAAGAUACCGAAGGUGUUGUUACUUGUUUAGACGAUACGCGUCAUGGUAUGGAGGAUGGUGACUCUGUCACCUUUUCUGAAGUACAGGGCAUGACAGAACUAAAUGGUUGUGAUCCAAUAAAGAUAAAAGUUCUUGGUCCAUACACUUUCAGCAUUGGGGAUACAUCUAAAUAUUCUGAAUAUAUUCGGGGUGGUAUAGUAACACAAGUAAAAAUGCCAAAGAUCUUACAAUUUGCUUCUUUGAAAGAUGCUUUGAAGACACCAAAGUUCCAGAUAACUGAUUUUGGAAAGUUUGACUAUCCAGAACAGAUACAUUUGGCUUUUAUUGUAUUACAUAAAUACGUAGAAGAAAAUGGACAAUUACCUAGACCAUGGAAUCAAGAGGAUGCAGACAAAUUUCUGAACCUCGCUAAAACUGUCAAGGAGGAAGUAGGCAGUGAAACGGAAAUAAAUGCAGAGCUGCUUGAAAUAUUUGCAAAGAUAUGCUCUGGAAAUUUAAAUCCAAUGAAUGCUACCAUUGGAGGAAUUGUAGCCCAAGAAGUGAUGAAGGCCUGUUCUGGAAAGUUCCACCCUAUAUUCCAAUGGUUGUAUUUUGAUGCCAUUGAGUGUCUACCUGCAGAUCGUUCUGAACUUACAGAAGAAGAUUGUCGUCCUAUUGGAUCACGUUAUGAUUCACAGGUUGCAGUUUUCGGCCGCAAAUUCCAGUCAAAGAUUGGAAGCUUGAAAUACUUUGUUGUAGGAGCUGGAGCCAUUGGGUGUGAAUUGCUCAAGAACUUUGCAAUGUUAGGUGUUGGUGCUGAAAAUGGUAGUGUAAUAGUCACUGACAUGGAUUUGAUAGAAAAAUCUAACUUGAAUAGACAAUUCUUAUUUAGACCAUCUGACGUUCAGCAAUCCAAAUCAUCAACAGCAGCUAGAGUUAUAAAAAGUAUGAAUCCUGACAUGAAGGUGAUUGCUCAUGAAAACAGAGUAUGUCCUGAAACAGAGAAAGUAUAUAACGACGACUUUUUUGAGGUUUUAGACGGGGUUGCGAAUGCGUUAGAUAACGUUAACGCCCGUAUUUAUAUGGAUCGUCGUUGUGUAUAUUAUAGGAAACCCCUCUUGGAAUCUGGUACAUUAGGUACAAAGGGUAAUACUCAAGUUGUUGUUCCAUUUUUAACUGAAUCAUACAGCUCCUCCCAAGAUCCUCCGGAAAAGACUGUACCAAUCUGCACACUAAAGAAUUUUCCCUAUGCUAUAGAACACACUCUGCAAUGGGCCAGAGACAAUUUCGAAGGUCUAUUUCGCCAAGCGGCGGAGAACGCCGCUCAACAUAUAUCCGAUCCACAAUUUGUGGAGAGAACGCUAAAAUUACCUGGAGUUCAACCACUAGAAGUAUUAGAAUCUGUUAAGACAGCCUUGGUCGAUGAAAGACCAAAAACAUUCGCCGACUGCAUCGCAUGGGCUCGUUGCCACUGGCAGGAACAAUACAGCAAUCAAAUUAGACAACUUCUGUAUAAUUUUCCUCCUGAUCAAGUAACAUCCAGUGGUCAACCAUUUUGGUCUGGACCAAAAAGAUGCCCCAAACCACUCACAUUUAAUGUUAAUGAUCCAUUACAUUUAGACUAUAUUGUAGCUGCUGCUAAUUUAAAAGCAAAAGUUUAUGGUAUUCCUGUUAAUAGAAACCGAGAUGAAAUAGCUAGGAUUGUUAGCACUGUUCAAGUGCCAGAAUUCACACCAAAAUCUGGAGUGAAAAUUGCGGAAACGGAUUCACAGGUACAAGCGUCCAAUGGUAGCGGAAAUAUAGAUCAUGAAAGACUCACUCAGUUACAAGAAGAACUACCAAGGGUUGAAGAUCUUAACGGCCUGGUAAUAUAUCCGCAAGAAUUCGAGAAAGAUGACGAUACUAACUUCCACAUAGACUUCAUUGUGGCAGCUUCAAAUCUCCGUGCUACCAACUACAAAAUUACACCAGCUGACAGACACAAGAGUAAACUAAUUGCUGGUAAAAUAAUACCAGCCAUUGCUACUACAACUUCAGUGGUAGCAGGUUUAGUUUGCCUCGAGCUUAUUAAACUGACUCGCGGCGUAAAAGAUCUGUCUGUUUAUAAGAAUGGCUUUGUCAACUUGGCUCUGCCAUUCUUCGGAUUCUCAGAGCCAAUUGCUGCGCCAAAACUAAAGUACUAUGAUUCAGAAUGGACCCUCUGGGAUCGAUUCGAAGUGAAAGGGGAGUUGACACUGAAGGAGUUCUUGGAUUACUUCAAAGAACAUCACAAUCUGGAGGUCACCAUGCUCUCUCAAGGUAUUUGCAUGCUUUACUCGUUCUUCAUGGCAAAGCCUAAAUGCCAAGAACGUAUGGGCCUUCUGAUGUCUGAAGUGGUGAAGAAGGUAUCGAAGAAGAAAUUGGAAAGCCAUAUACGUGCGUUGGUAUUUGAACUCUGCUGCAAUGAUGUUGAUGGCAAUGAUGUGGAAGUUCCAUAUGUUCGCUACACUUUGCCGUGAAAUACGUUGAUGUCACCAGGAUAAUGAGAGAUACUACUUAACUGACUUAGCCGUAGUAAUUUCCACAAAUUUCUAUUUUACAAUACGAUACGAGAGAAUAUUACUCUUUCUCUAUGUAAGGUUCUCAAAGUUUAAAAAAGAAAGGAAAAGAUUCGUUUCUAUCGUCGAUGCUUUGUAGCAUUUAUAAUAGCAAGGAAUCGCGGGAUCCACGGAGUUCAUCUUACUAUGAUCUCCCUUUUUCCUGAAUAUCGAUUUCAGGGCUGGAACUAUUUGUUCCCUUUUUCAUUCAUCACCUUUUGCUAUGUUUAUCCGAAAUAAUUUCAAUGAUAAUCGUAAAAUUUGUUCUUAGUUCUCGUCUUUCUUAAUAAACUAUAUUUUCAAAGAAAAAGAAAAUGAUCUAGCUCUAAGGUAAUUCGAACUGUUGAUAAAAGAGGUAUAUGAAGAUGAAAAUUUGUACAAGAGAAUCUACGAUCUUGUGCUGUUUAUAAAAUGAUAAAAAAAAGAAAAAAAAAAGGAGAGAAGAAGAAUAUGAAAAGGUUGCAAAAAGUUUAGUCCAUAUUGGAUCAUAAAGGGAAUUGUCAUGGUAAGAAUUUUCUUUGGGACUCACACACUUCACAACUUAAUGUAUAGGAUCAAAAUGUAAAUUACUGGAUGAUAAACUUAAUGGUCCUUAGACGAAUAAUUAACACAUUUAAUAUAGACCGCAAAUAAACAUAAUAAAAAGAAUCGGACGCAGAUAUAUCUUGCCUUUGUCGUAUCGCUUUUCAUUUUCUAUUUACUAUCAUUAUUUUCAUGAAUUAGAGACGCGCACGAAAUUGAAGAAAAAUAUCACAAUUGCUUCCCCCUCCUUUCGUUAUUAUUCUUAAUACGUGCUUGCUAUCGAACUCGAUAUUUUAAUAUUUUAUGUAAUCUAUACGUUAUUGAUGAUUUUUCAUUUUGUCCGCUUUACUUUUUUUAAUCACCGAAUACACUAUUGGCUAAGGCUGUUUGUUGUUAUUAAGGGAUAUUGCAUUUAAAUUUGUAAGAGCAGAUGUUUGGAAAGAAGCUUCAAAAGAAUAAUUGCACACUUUAGAUCAAGGAAUACGAGAAGAAAAAAAAAGGAAGAUAUUUUGUUAAUUUUAGGAUAAUGCGGAUAUUUAUUGUAUUAUUUUAUCAAUAGAUAAUAAAUAGAUGUGUUUGGAUUUCAAGAAACAUGAGAAAUAUAGUAAUGAAAAUAAAA